Molecule: messenger RNA, 237 nt
Organism: Blepharisma stoltei
Lineage: Eukaryota; Ciliophora; Heterotrichea; Heterotrichida; Blepharismidae
Source: the annotation of a GenBank genome assembly
AUGGAUCCUAAAAGAGUACAUGGACAAGAGAGAAGAAAAAGGCCGCAAAGAUAUCACGAAAUUGAUGUCGAAGCUCAUAUACAAGAUAUAUGAGAUGUAGUUGAUCAAGGGAGCAUGUCGACUGGACGCUCACAAACUACUGAUCACAAGGAUGGGAAUUCUCAAAGCCAAUCGUUUUCAGGCAGAUCACGAACAAAUAACGAAAUUGACCCAAAAGACUUUUUGGUAGAUUUUUAA